This is a messenger RNA of Gasterosteus aculeatus aculeatus (three-spined stickleback), 4026 nucleotides long. RefSeq names its product fibronectin type III domain-containing protein 7. The record is from RefSeq and is a predicted model, not a curated record. Gene Ontology annotation, molecular function: protein binding. NCBI's taxonomy places the organism in Eukaryota, Metazoa, Chordata, Actinopteri, Perciformes, Gasterosteidae.
CGCUUCCAUGAUGCUGAUGGAGGGAAAACGUUUAUUACCGCUGGAACUACAUAAAUACAUCCACUGACCCUGUGUUUGACUCUGAGUAAAGGGAGCGCCACCAGUAAGAGCUAGAAAACUGGUAAAAUGGCAUUACUCAUGCCGAAUCCAAGUAACGGGAUACUCAAAUGAAGCGCGUGAAUCCAAAUUAGGAGUUAGAAUUAAAAGAAUACAUGGGAACGUGAAUAGCUAGGAAAAUUAGAAAUUAUAAAAAUACAUCAUACUGGUAUGUUUAGAUUUAUUCAGUAGAACUGACUGACUUACUACACUUAUUCAGUCAGAAUGGUGAGGUUUUUCUGUUUGACAUGCUAUUUUUCUCAUUUUGACACAGUAACAGAUUGGUGAGUUUAAUGUCAUUUUUUAAUUCAAUUAAUUAGUUAUUAUCUACCCUUUACCUACUCCCUCCUUACAAAUACUGUAUCUUCGUGACAUGUAUUUCCUUGUUUUUUUAUGGUUUCCUGGCUGGUCUUAUUAUCAUACAGUGUGAAAUGGAAGGAUUUGUGGCCUUAAGCGAGUGAAACCCAAUUCCUUUGUCGGACCCCAUACAAUGCUACAUUUGAUGGUGUCUUGACUGAAUCCUUCAAUAUAGAAUAUCUUGCCUAUAGCGACUAAGCUGUUUUGUUCUCAGGCCAUCUGACUUGCACCUUCCCCAAGUUGCAGCUCGCUUCACUAUCACUGGAUAUUUGCCUCCAAUGGGAGGGAUCAGAUGGAGGUAUUUCAACCACCACAGAUACCAGAUAGUUUUAAGAAACAAUAAAACAGUUAGGAGUGAAGCAUUUUAGAAAGUUAUCAGAAGUCGUGAAGUGUGUUUAAAAGGGUUUGAGGAGCGUUUUAAGACACAGAGGUAAAGAAUGGACGCUCUGAAGUGGCUGGGGAUUUUUGUCUUGCUGGGCAUCUGCUCAAAGGCUGCAGCCCAAGCUUUACAAGUGUCCGUGUUCUCAGUAACAACAAAGAGCGCAAUUCUAAAAUGGACCAGGUUCUCCGGAGCCACCUCAUACAGGAUCACCGUCGCCCCCAAAAGCUCACCUAACAACCAAAUAGCUUUUGCAACGUUUGGUCCAAACACAGUGCUGGGCUCUGUCAACUCUCUGUCCGCAAACGUCAUGUACACAUUCACACUUGAAGCCCUGAAUAGUUCCCAAGAAGCAUUGAACGCUGCAACUGUUGAGUCAUCCACAGCUCCUAAUGUGAUGGAUACCAUCCAGACAGUGAAGACGAAGGAUAGCGGCACCUUGAUGGCGUCGUUCAACUUGGAGACAGGGGCGACUGAUUACAUCAUACGAAUCCAGACUACAGAUGGCUUCUUCAGAGAGGACACGGUGUCUUCCACCCCGGCUGAGAUUAAGAACCUCAAACCAUACACUGAGUAUACGCUCAGCAUCAUGUCUGUCAACAGUGGAGGCCGGAGCCAGCCGUGUCUUCCUGUGACUGCAAAGACAGUUUUGCCUCCUCCUCAGCUCCUCGCCUCCUCUCCCAGCAAUGACAGCAUCAUCGUAUCCUGGGAAGCUGUUGCUAACGCUGUCCAGUACACCCUAUCUACACACCAUGUUGGCACAAACACCAGCGUGAGGCACAAUACCUCCAGCACCAAUCUGACCAUCUCUGGCCUCGAUGCUGCCUCUCUGUACGCCAUUGAGGGUUUCGCAUGGGACCCCGAGGGCCGAGCAGGGGAGGCCAGUCUGAUCAUCAACCAGACAACACGAUCUCCAUCACCACGUUGUGCCAACGUCUCCAUGGUGAAGAGUAACGGUGUGGCAGGACUUUCUGUGUCCUGGGAACCCAAUCAGGAGCUUUAUGGAUCCAUUCAAUACCAAGUGAUGAGUGACCAGAACCUCACCUGUAACUCCACAUCCACCUCCUGCAUCAUGCUGCCAAUCUUGUGUGGGGAAGUACACACCAUCCAGAUCACUGCCGCCAACGACGCAGGGCUCAGCCUGCCAUCCAGCCCCGUCGUGUUCACCAGCUUCCCUUGUCCACCAGACUCUUUGGCUCUCGUGGAGUCAACUGAAGGAAACUGCACGCUGACUUGGCACACGGCGCCGCAUGCCGACAGCUACCAGGCCUUUAUCAACAAAGGCGACGGCGCCGAGGAGACCUGCAACACCACCGGCAACAACUGCACCUACCACUGCAUGUGUGGCUACACGUACUUGAUGUCCGUGUCCGCCCUCAACCGGGCUGGCAGCAGCCCGCAAGGGCAGAUCCUCAACUAUACCACCUUGCCCUGCUGUCCAGAGGAGGUGUCGGUCUCCGCGGUGAGCACUGACACUCUGGAGAUAACGUGGACGGCCUCCCGGGGGGCACAGCUGUACGAGACUCGAGCCACAGCCGACUCACAGGUCAUCCUGUGCAACGACACAGCGCCGGUGUGCGCCCUCUCUGACCUCCGCUGCGACAGUCCGUACAGCGUGCAGGUGACGCCCUGCAGUGAAAUCAGUGGAUGCAGCCGUGGAUGCAAGGCUCACACCAAAAACACUGCUCCCUGCAUGCCGACGAAUCUGAUGUUAGAUCUGAAAAAUUCAUCCCGGGUCAGCGUCAGCUGGACAGCAAACAACAGCGGUGCUAAUUACACUGUGAGCGCCUUGGGGGGCGACGCCGAACACACCUGCAGCACCAGCGGAAACCGCUGCGACAUCACUGACCUUCCCUGCGGAUCCGUGUAUGAGAUUAGCGUCAGAGCAACCAGCCUCUUCGGCCAGAGUUUACCCAGCUACUCUGACUCCCUGGAAACAGAACCCUGUUGCCCGGUCAGUCUAACAGUCGAUCAGGUGACGCAGGCCGUGACCAACGUCUCAUGGUCUCACGCAAAAGGAGCGCAUUCGUUCAUCACCUCUCUGACAUCAACGCGUGGUCACGCCCGCUGCCACACCCAGGACCCCCACUGCCUCAUGGGAUGCAUCACCUGCGGGACCAACUACACCGUCACCAUGGAGGCGUUCAGCCACAGCGGGCGCGCUUCCAACUGCUCCUAUCAGGGCUUCUCGUCCAGCGCCUGCUGCCCGUCAGGCGUCCGGCUCUACGUGAUGAACGGUAACUCUCUACGGGUUUACUGGCGCAGCGCUGGUAGCAGCCACAGCUACGUCACAGAGAUGGUGGGUGGCAGCAACAACUACACCUGCACUGCUUCUUCUGGGGAGAGCAGCUGUGAUGUCGGCAACGUCCAGUGCGGUGACGUUUACAAUGUGGUGGUGGCGCCGCUCACACAAGAGGGCGCCACCACCAACAGGGUCCUGUUCUGCCCCGUGAAACAGUUCUCAGUCACCUGUUCAGGGAGCAAUGUUGGUGCAGUGAUUUACAGAGGGAAGAGAAGUGUGGAAUAGCAUAUGAUGCAGACUUCAUCAGCAUCGUUCAUCCUCGUCUUCCUCGUGCCUCAUCUCUGCUCUCCGAGAAUAAAGCAAUGCUCGUAGCUAAAUAGAAGUGAAACCAGAAGUAAACAUGAUUGUCCAUUGGCCAUGAUACACAUGAUAACAAAUAAAGGGGAAAUACAUGUUUGAGAUACGGUGCAGUGUUGUAAAGAAGCCGUCAUGUAUCACCGCAGAGCUUCUCAUGACGAAACAUUUGAUUCACAAACCAUAAAAAGUGCAUUUGUAUACUGAGACAUUGUAACUUCAUUUAAGUUAUAUAGUCCAUGUAAUAUUGGCUCAAAACCCUCCAAUUGCAUUAUCUAAUUGACAAAAAAUAGAUUCAAUAAGCAAAACAGUAACAGUACCCCGAUAGACAUUUCAAACAAUUUGCCCCUUCAUUUUAAAGAAGUGUCAAUCAGGAAAUUGAACAAAUAAUGUUAUUAAAAUGAAAUUAGUUCUGUUAGUUCCAAGUAGGAAGCCUCCUGAUGAUGAGCGGACACCGAUAUGUGUCAGGUCAUCAUGUGUCACCCUGUUGUAUGAUCUCUACAGUGUGUUGUUGCUUGUUGUCAGGAUGUAUUUGACUGUUCGCUGUGGUUUUGGAAACCGGAUGCAUGUCAGUUAAUAAAGAUUUCCCAGCAUUUCA